Pistacia vera is the source of this 933-nucleotide messenger RNA. Its product is annotated as ribosomal RNA large subunit methyltransferase E-like. Lineage: Eukaryota; Viridiplantae; Streptophyta; Magnoliopsida; Sapindales; Anacardiaceae. The transcript has 6 exons. Gene Ontology annotation, biological process: RNA methylation. The record is from RefSeq and is a predicted model, not a curated record. Gene Ontology annotation, molecular function: rRNA (uridine-2'-O-ribose)-methyltransferase activity. The coding region runs from base 60 to 758 and encodes 232 amino acids.
UGAAGCAAAACCCCUCGAAUCCUUGAACAGAGAGCAGGGUUUAAGGUGAGGUGAGAGAGAUGAGCGGUGCAGGAGCACCGGACUUCUUCUACAGAGAGGCUCAACGCCUUGGCUACGUUGCUCGCUCUGCUUUUAAGCUCCUUCAAAUACAAAAGCAACACAAGCUCAUCAAACCAGGCUCUUCAGUUCUUGAUCUCGGCUGCGCCCCGGGUGCUUGGCUUCAGGUAGCUUGCCAGAGCUUGGGACCACUAAAAAAUGGUGGGACUGUUGUGGGCAUUGAUAUUAAGAAGGUGAAGGUUCCUUCUCUUCACUGUGAUGCAAGGGUUCAAACUUUUUCAGCAGAUGUAUUGAAUCUGCCCAAAACUCAAGUUAGGGCGCUCUCCCCUAAGCAAAAAGGGUUUUCUGUGAUACUCUCAGAUAUGUGUCCCUCAGUUUCUGGAAUUACUACUAAAGAUGCAGCUUUAUCUGCUGAGUUAGGGAUGCGAGCACUUGAUUUGGCUGUUGGUCGGGCUGCCUCAGCUCAUCCAGUUGAUGAUCGAGGGGAGGAACAUCCAAAUGAUUUAAAUUCUGAUCCAGAUGAAAAUGGUGUAUUGAAACCAGGUGGACACCUUGUCAUUAAGCUUCUAGAGAGUGAGGAUGUUAAAGAAUUUAACCAGAUUUGCAAACCACUCUUCAGAAAGGCAUCAUGGUUGCGACCUAAAGCUACAAGAUCAUCAUCCAGAGAGAUUUAUUUAAUUUGCCAAGGUUUACAGUCAUAGGGUAGAUUCAGCAAUUGAAGUGAGCAACAUGCACCUGGCAAUGCGAAAAUGAAUAGGCCAUAUUAUCGGAAAAAAAAGAUGAGUACUUUCCGCUGUAUUCAGUCAUUGUAAUAUUUGUUGCAUUAUAAAAACAUUCGAAGCAGGCAUAUGUUAUAGAAUAUGUUAAGUUGUAGAA